AUGACCUGCCUUUCCACCCGCCUCGGCUCCCCCUGCGGAGCCCGCGCCUUCAGCUGCGCCUCUGCCUGCGCGCCCCGGGCCGGCCGCUGCUGCAUCACCGCCGCCCCUUACCGCGGCGUCUCCUGCUACCGCGGCCUCACUGGGGGCUUCGGCAGCCGCAGCGUCAGCGGGGGCUUCCGCGCCGGCUCCUACGGCCGCAGCUUCGGCUACCGCUCUGGCGGUGUGGCCGGGCUCAGUGCCCCCUGCAUCACUACCGUGUCCGUCAAUGAGAGCCUGCUCACGCCCCUCAACCUGGAGAUCGACCCCAACGCUCAGUGCGUGAAGCAGGAGGAAAAGGAGCAGAUCAAGAACCUCAACAGCAGGUUUGCUGCCUUCAUCGACAAGGUGCGCUUCCUGGAGCAGCAGAACAAGCUGCUGGAGACCAAGUGGCAGUUUUACCAGAAUCGCAGGUGCUGCGAGAGCAACCUGGAGCCUCUGUUCAAUGGCUACAUCGACACGCUGAGGCGGGAGGCCGAGUGCGUGGAGGCCGACAGUGGGAGACUGGCCUCUGAGCUCAACCACGUGCAGGAGGUGCUGGAGGGCUACAAGAAGAGGUAUGAAGAGGAAGUGGCACUAAGGGCCACUGCUGAGAAUGAAUUUGUAGCCCUGAAGAAGGAUGUGGACUGUGCCUACCUCCAUAAGUCAGACCUGGAGGCCAACGUGGAGGCUCUGACCCAGGAGACCGACUUCCUGCGGCGACUGUAUGAGGAGGAGCUCCGGGUCCUCUACUCCCACAUCUCGGACACCUCAGUCGUGGUGAAGAUGGACAACAGCCGGGACCUGAACAUGGACAGCAUCAUUGCUGAGAUCAAGGCCCAGUACGAUGACAUUGCCAGCCGCAGCCGGGCUGAGGCUGAGUCCUGGUACCGCAGCAAGUGCGAGGAGAUAAAGGCCACAGUGGCCAGGCACGGGGAGAGCCUGCGCCGCACCAAGGAGGAGAUCAACGAGCUGAACCGUGUGAUCCAGAGGCUGACGGCUGAGAUCGAGAAUGCCAAGUGCCAGAAUUCCAAGCUGGAGGCUGCAGUGACUCAGGCUGAGCAGCAGGGCGAGGUGGCCCUCAACGAUGCCCGCUGCAAGCUGGCCGGGCUGGAGGAGGCCCUGCAGAAGGCCAAGCAGGACAUGGCCUGCCUGCUGAAGGAGUACCAGGAGGUGAUGAACUCCAAGCUGGGCCUGGACAUUGAGAUCGCCACCUACAGGCGCCUGCUGGAGGGCGAAGAGCAGAGGUUGUGUGAGGGCAGUGGUGCUGUAAAUGUCUGUGUCAGCAGCUCCAGGGGCGGGGUCGUCUGCGGAGACCUUUGCGUGUCCGGCUCCCGGCCUGUGACGGGCAGCAUCUGCAGCGCCCCCUGCAGCGGGAACCUGGUAGUGAGCACUGGAACGUGUGCCCCCUGCGGACAGACCUGUGGCUCCGUGCGGUUCGCGUAGUGCUCUCGGCUUUGUAAAUGCACGGCUCCGCGAGUGACACCGUCCCCACUUCCAGCGAUGCGUCCCGGAGCCCCAGAGGCCGAAGAGCUUCGGGAAGCAGCAGGCCUGACCUUCCCAAACUGCUGAGCGCACCUUCUUGCAUCUCUCUACCCACAGCUUCCUCUCUUUUCUUCCAGGGAAGGCGGGGCUUCUAGCCUGCAUGCCUGGCAGCUCCCCCUGUCCCCACGUGUCUAAAUGGCAGGUUUCCUCACAGCCUUGAGCUAAGGGCCGAUCGGCUGCCCCAGGACCCCUGGGGUUUGGACGUGCUUGCUCCCCCUCCCUCCCCGUUUUUGCUUAGUCUCGUGGCUUCCAAUAAAUCUCCCUUCAUGUAAUGCGCUCUGGGAAUCUCCAGUUUGUCCUACCUACUCCUUCCAGCCCAGUUUUCAUCCCUGGGAAAGCCGGCAGAGGAGCCACUCCACAGGGAGGAAGGGUGUCUCUGUGGCGCCCUGCCCCUUUUGUGCACAUAUGCACCCUUAAGUGGGGGGGGGGGCUGCUGCUAGGACUCUGGUAGGCUGCAGCCCCCAAACCCAGAUACACAGGGCCAGGAAGGAGGGCAUGAGCUGGAAGGCAACUGAGAAGAGCAGCGCUGAGGAGCCUGUAGC
Loxodonta africana (African savanna elephant) is the source of this 2102-nucleotide messenger RNA. RefSeq names its product keratin, type II cuticular Hb3. The transcript has 9 exons. Gene Ontology annotation, molecular function: structural constituent of skin epidermis. The record is from RefSeq and is a predicted model, not a curated record. Gene Ontology annotation, biological process: intermediate filament organization; keratinization. Lineage: Eukaryota; Metazoa; Chordata; Mammalia; Proboscidea; Elephantidae. The coding region runs from base 1 to 1461 and encodes 486 amino acids. Gene Ontology annotation, cellular component: keratin filament.